Molecule: messenger RNA, 836 nt
Organism: Nicotiana attenuata
Lineage: Eukaryota; Viridiplantae; Streptophyta; Magnoliopsida; Solanales; Solanaceae
Product: eukaryotic translation initiation factor 3 subunit C-like
Exons: 1
Coding region: 82-597 (171 amino acids)
Biological process (GO): translational initiation
Cellular component (GO): eukaryotic translation initiation factor 3 complex
Molecular function (GO): translation initiation factor activity; translation initiation factor binding; RNA binding
Source: RefSeq, a predicted model, not a curated record
AUAAAGGAAGAGGCACUGAGGACCUAUCUUUUCACAUAUUCUUCUUCUUAUAAUUCUUUGAGUUUGGAUCAGCUUGCAGGGAUGUUUGACCUUUCAGAUUCACAGAUCCAUAGCAUCGUGAGCAAAAUGAUGAUUUCUGAGGAGCUUCAUGCAAGCUGGGAUCAACCAUCCCGAUGCAUGGUCUUUCACGAUGUUGAGCAUACAAGACUGCAGGCUUUGGCAUUCCAGUUGACGGAAAAGCUGUCAGUAUUAGCAGAAAGUAAUGAAAGAGCAACAGAAUCGAGGAUAGGUGGUGGUGGAUUGGAGGGCAAUCCCCUGAAGCGCCGGGACGGCCAAGAUUAUGCUGCUGCAGCUGCUGGUGCUGGUAAGUGGCAGGAUUUCUCCUUCUCACAAGGCAGACAAGGUGGUGGUGGUGGCCGAACAGGAUAUGUAGGUGGUAGAUCAGCUUCUGGGCAAGCAUCGAGGGACCGUACUAACCAGGCCCGGGGGACUUACGGUGGUCAAGGCUCAAGAUAUCAGAGUGGUGGAGGUGCGAGGGGAAGUCAGAUGGAUGGAUCAGGUCGCAUGGUUAAUCUUAACAGGGGGGUCCGCACUUAGAGAGCUGUGCACAAAGUUUUGCAUAAGAGAGAAUCACAGAGCACUUUGAGGUCCUGGUUGUAGUAAAUUUAUAGCUUUCUUUGUUUCAUAACUCAAACGUUUCAUUGUGUUACAUUGUUUUCAGCGACUUUGUAGCAUCCUUUGGCAAUGCUUUACUGCUUCUCUCACUUAAUGACAUUCAUUAUGUUGGGUACAUUCCUUUUUAAUGUAAUCUGCAUCGAUUAUUAGCUGGUGGUACG